This is a messenger RNA of Aspergillus mulundensis, 588 nucleotides long. RefSeq lists its product as uncharacterized. The record is from RefSeq and is a predicted model, not a curated record. Bases 1 to 588 code for a protein of 195 amino acids. Lineage: Eukaryota; Fungi; Ascomycota; Eurotiomycetes; Eurotiales; Aspergillaceae. The transcript is spliced from 3 exons.
AUGAAGCUCUCUCUUGUUGCCCUCACCUCGGUACUUGCCCUGGCUGCUGCCCAGGACUCGUCCUCGACCUCUACGGAGACUUCGACCGCGCCAGCCACCACCGCCAGCUUGACUGCGCAGGAGCGAUGCGCUAACAACUGCGAUGACGAUGACAUCUGCUGUAAGGCCGCAUGCUACAGCGUUCCCUGCCCUAGCGACCAGCAGGCCAACGACACCAACACCUGUGUUUCGCAGUGUGACCAGGGUGACGGCACUGAGGCGGACAUCCAAUCUUACGCCCAGUGCCAGGCUCGCUGCAUUACCACUACUUACUUCCCGGGCACUGCGACCCUCACCGACGACUCAACCAGCAGCGCGACUGGUUCCAACACCGCUACCACUACUAGCUCCGGUGAUGAUGCGUCCAGCACUGACGACUCCAACUCCAAUGACUCCAACUCGGAUAGCUCCAACGCCACUAGCACCAGCGGCGACUCUGCCACUGAGACGGGCUCUGGCGACGACCCUUCUGACACUAACGCGGCCGCUAGGCUCGGUGUCUCUGCUGCUGGCCUGGCUGGCCUCCUCGUCGCCGCUUGGGCUCUGUAA